Molecule: messenger RNA, 867 nt
Organism: Helianthus annuus (common sunflower)
Lineage: Eukaryota; Viridiplantae; Streptophyta; Magnoliopsida; Asterales; Asteraceae
Exons: 2
Coding region: 1-867 (288 amino acids)
Source: RefSeq, a predicted model, not a curated record
AUGAUUACAGGAGUGUGGAAGGAUAUCAGUGGCAUUGAAAGGGUAUUAGACAAGUUGGGUAUCAAACUUCAAGAGAAACUAAAAGCCAAAGUGGGAAAUGGGUUAACCACUCGGUUUUGGAGAGACAUCUGGAUCACCGAUCAGCCCCUAUUAAAACGGUUCCCCGAUCUGUUUAAUCUGGCAAAGAGAAAGAACGACAGUGUUGCCUCCUACUUGCAGAGCCCGGUUACUAACGGUUUUUGGAGUUGGGAUUGGGUUAGAGCCCCGGAGUCGCCAUCGGAAUGGUCCAGUUUUGCAACGCUCAUGGCAAUGCUGCAACAGGUUGUUUUCAGUGGUGGUAAAGACUGCUGGGCAUGGCAAAAUGAUGCUGGGAAUCCUCUCGAAGUUAAAACAGUUAGAAUGGAGAUUAUGGCUAAAGAGAUUGAGCAGGAGGGGGGUGAUCAGGCUCCGGGUUACUGGAAUAGUUGGGCAACCCCGAAGUCCAAUUAUCUCCUUUGGAGAGCCCUCCUCGGUAAAGUCGCCUCUAAAGUGGGUCUUCAGAAGAGAGGUUUUUGGUGGAAUGUGUUCAUAUGGAUUAAAGUCCCUUUACCUCAAGACAUGUCCAAACUGGGGAAUAUUUUCACCGUUUUGCAUAACAGCCCGGGUUGUAGACGGUGGAAGAAGCUCGUGAUGAUGAUAGCUACUGCGACGGUGUGGAAAAUCUGGCAUGCUCGAAACACUAAAACUUUUGAUGGCAUCUUUAUUCCAAUCAGAAAGAUGGUUGAUCAGUUAAAGGAGGAGACCUAUUUGUGGAUAUGUCAUCGCGCCAAGAUUCAAGUUCCGAAAUGGGAAGACUGGCUAGAUUUUAAUGUGACGAAUGCUUUGUAA